AUGACCCCUUCGGUAACAACGAACGGAAACGGCUCUGCACCGGCUAGCAGCAGUACCCCUGGUGUCCAAACCAAGGUUCUCCUGACCGGAAAGGUCAUCGCAGUAACGGGGGCGAACCGCGGAAUUGGGCUCGGCGUCGCAGAGUGCUGCCUGGAUAAUGGCGCUGCCACUGUCUACUCAAUAGAUCUGGCUGAGCCCGGUGAGGAGUUCGCUGCGAUCGAGAAGAGGUACCCUGGGCAGCUCAAGGCAAUCCCGGCCGACAUCACCAAGGAGGCGAGCGUUACCGCCGCCGUCGACCGCAUCGUGCAGGAGGCCGGCGCCAUCCACGGCAUGGUCGUCAACGCCGGCCGGACCAACCACAAGUCCGCGCUAGACUUUACCGAGGAGGAGAUCCACGCCCUGUUUGCUGUCAACCUAUUUGGUGCUUUCUACACGGCGAGAGCCGCUGCUCGCGCGUUCAUCAAACUGGGGAUCAAGGGUUCGGUUGUCUUCACGGCGUCUAUGGCCUCAUACCGGCCCAACAAGCGCGUGCCGUCGGCUCCGUACGGCGCAUCCAAGGCGGGCGUCCGCAACAUGACACACACGCUCGCCAUGGAGUGGGCCAAGUACGGUAUCCGUGUCAACUCGGUCUCUCCGGGCCUCGUCGAGACAGCCAUGACCUACUGGGUCCCGCAACAGCCCGACUGGGAGCAGCAGCUCAAGUACUACGGGGGCAUGCCCCGGCUGGCCCAAGUCCAGGAGCUGGGCGGCGCCUACGUCUACCUCCUCAGCGACGCCGCCAGCUAUACCACUUCAAUAGACAUCCCCAUCAACGGCGUUAUCGGAAUCUGUUAG
Molecule: messenger RNA, 834 nt
Organism: Phialemonium atrogriseum
Lineage: Eukaryota; Fungi; Ascomycota; Sordariomycetes; Cephalothecales; Cephalothecaceae
Exons: 4
Coding region: 1-834 (277 amino acids)
Cellular component (GO): intracellular anatomical structure
Molecular function (GO): oxidoreductase activity, acting on NAD(P)H, oxygen as acceptor
Source: RefSeq, a predicted model, not a curated record